Molecule: messenger RNA, 1872 nt
Organism: Etheostoma cragini (Arkansas darter)
Lineage: Eukaryota; Metazoa; Chordata; Actinopteri; Perciformes; Percidae
Gene: adra1aa
Product: adrenoceptor alpha 1Aa
Exons: 4
Coding region: 253-1857 (534 amino acids)
Biological process (GO): adenylate cyclase-activating adrenergic receptor signaling pathway; positive regulation of cytosolic calcium ion concentration; cell-cell signaling
Cellular component (GO): membrane
Molecular function (GO): alpha1-adrenergic receptor activity
Source: RefSeq, a predicted model, not a curated record
GGCGCACUGCAGACCGGGGCGGUAAACACGGAAGAGCCGUUAAGAGCCGUUAAGAGCCUCAGCAGCAGCAGCAGCGGCAGAGACGGUCGUUUAACGGUCGUAGAGACUCCAUGGCAACCAGCAACAGCUCGCUGUAAUCUCUCUGGUAACUAGUGUCCGGAUGUAACAGACUCCCUAAAGUUAAGACUUCGCCCCGGACAGUUCGCGAGGAAACGUAACGAUGGCGUCGACGGUGUAAAGCAGCGGAAGAAGAUGCCUGCCCGGAACGUCGUGUCGGGUAAAGUCGGGUACUCCCGCGUGGCCUCCGAUGAUGACGGCUACAUCGAUUUACAGUUCAAAAGGAGCCCACCCAAAGUCCCGUACAAAGCCAUAGCGCUCGCCACGGUGCUCUUCCUAAUCGGCUCUCUGUUGAUCGUCAUCGGCUCCCUCCUCCUGGCCGGAUACUUCGGGGUCACUCACUCGGAGCCGAUGUUUCCCGCGUCGGACGACAUGACGCCGGCUCCUCUGACGCAGAACUGCUCCAACUGCUCCCAGGUUGCAGUCGCACCGCUCAACGUGGUCAAAGCCGUGGUUCUGGGCCUCGUGCUCGGCGGCUUGAUUUUAUUCGGCAUCGUGGGAAACAUCCUGGUGAUCCUCUCCGUGGUUUGCCAUCGACACCUGCGGACAGUCACGCAUUAUUUCAUCGUGAAUCUGGCCGUGGCCGAUCUGCUCCUGAGCUCCACCGUCCUGCCCUUCUCCGCCAUUUUGGAGAUUGUGGACCGUUGGGUUUUCGGACGGGUUUUUUGCAACGUAUGGGCAGCCGUGGACGUUCUCUGCUGCACCGCGUCCAUCAUGAGCCUCUGCGUGAUCUCGGUGGACCGCUACAUCGGCGUCAGCUACCCGCUGCGCUACCCGACCAUCGUGACGAAGCGCAGGGCGCUGCUGGCCGUCAUGCUGCUCUGGGCGCUGUCCGUCGUCAUCUCCAUCGGACCGUUGUUCGGGUGGAAAGAGCCGGCGCCCGAGGACGAGUCCAUCUGCAAGAUCACGGAGGAGCCGGGCUACGCCAUCUUCUCCGCCGUCGGGUCCUUCUACCUCCCGCUGGCCGUCAUCCUGGCGAUGUACUGCCGGGUGUACGUGGUCGCCCAGCGGGAGAGCCGGGACCUGAGGGAGGGCCACAAGACGGAGAAGUCGGACUCGGAGCGGGUGAUUCUGAGGAUGCACCGCGGCAACGCGACCGUCUCCGAGGACGAGUCGCUACGCAGCCGCACGCACUUCGCCCUGCGACUGCUCAAGUUCUCGCGGGAGAAGAAGGCCGCCAAGACGCUGGGCAUCGUGGUCGGCUGCUUCGUGUUGUGCUGGUUGCCCUUCUUCCUGGCGCUGCCAAUCGGCUCCAUCUUCCCCGCGUACAGACCCUCAGACACCGUCUUCAAGAUCACCUUCUGGCUCGGCUACUUCAACAGCUGCAUCAACCCCAUCAUCUACCCGUGCUCCAACCAGGAGUUCAACAAAGCUUUCCAGAGUCUCCUGGCAGGCCGCUGCCUGAGAAAGACCCCCAGAUCUCAGCACCGGCACCCGGGUCCCCCGCCGGGUCACGGACACACUCUGACUCUGGGAUUGGACGGCAGGACGGGGCCGUCUCGGCUCAGCCCAUCGUCCUCUACAGCGCUGUCCCGGACGCCGUCCUCCAGGGACAGCCGGGAGUGGAGGGGGUCCGUCCCGGCCGAGACGAGCCGGGACAAAGUGGCCAAACUCUGCAGUAAAAGCUUCCACCGAAGCUGCUGCUGCUUCCCUGGCGACGCCGAGCCCCCUCCCGCCGGAAACCUUCCCACCAUCAAGAUCCACCAACUGUCGCUGUCGGACCGAGGCGAGCCCGUAUGACCCGUCCUCCGUUGC